AUGCUCGUGGUCCUGCUCUUUUGUGCUUUAGUGUCAGCAGUGUCGUCAGUAUCCACCCCAGCACCAAAGCAAGAAGUCCACAGCUGGAAUGCUUGUUCCUUGGUGGUGUGUGGACCAGCUGAGAAAGGGAUACCCGGACGGGACGGCCGAGAUGGAGUUCAAGGAUUAAAAGGGGAAAAGGGAGAGCAAGGACUGCUAGGCCCAAAAGGAAGCCUGGGUCCUCCAGGGAAGAUGGGGCCAGCUGGACCAGCAGGACAAAAAGGGUCUCAGGGGAAUCCUGGAACAAGAGGCGAUGCUGGACAAAUAGGACCCCGCGGGAUUCAGGGUUUGCAAGGUCCUCCUGGAAAUGUGGGCCCUUCCGGACCGAAAGGUAACAUUGGCCCACAAGGUGAGAAAGGUGUCAAAGGAGAAACGGGUCUCAAAGGAGCCCUUGGUCCUCCAGGGCCCCAAGGCAAAAUAGGUGCCCCUGGACCAGCUGGGGCCAAAGGAUCAGUGGGCGAAAAAGGAGCAAAAGGAGACCUGGGUGUCCAAGGACUGCAAGGACCACCAGGUCCUCUAGGACCAAAGGGAAACCCUGGUUCUCCUGGACCCAAAGGAGAUAGGGGUACCACGGGUGAAAAGGGGACAAAGGGCGAUAGCGGUCUCUCAGAGGUCAAUCUUUUGAAGACCAAAGUUAGCAGCCUGGAAGGACAGCUGAAAGCUCUGCAAGCCAGCUUUGCCAAGUACCAGAAAGUCGCCAUGUUCCCAGGGGGACGCAGUGUCGGCAGCAAAGUCUUCAUAACCAACGGCUACGAAGGCAACUUCGAGGACUUGAGACUCAAGUGUGUGCAGGCCGGAGGGCUGCUGGCAACUCCGAGAAAUGUAGCGGAGAACGAUGCCAUCCAAAAGAUUGCAGUGAUGUACAACAAAGGGGUCUUCCUUGGCAUAACUGACGUAAAGACCGAAGGGACAUUUAAGUACCUAAACGAUCAGCCCAUCACUUACUCCAACUGGUUGCAAGGGGAGCCCAAUAAUAAUCAGGGCAAGGAGAAUUGUGUGGAAAUGUUCUCCAAUGGGAAAUGGAAUGACAAAUCCUGUGGGGAGAAAAGGCUACUGGUCUGUGAACUUUAG
This is a messenger RNA of Protobothrops mucrosquamatus (brown spotted pit viper), 1110 nucleotides long. RefSeq names its product pulmonary surfactant-associated protein D-like. Lineage: Eukaryota; Metazoa; Chordata; Lepidosauria; Squamata; Viperidae. The record is from RefSeq and is a predicted model, not a curated record. The transcript has 7 exons. The coding region runs from base 1 to 1110 and encodes 369 amino acids.